Pestalotiopsis fici W106-1 is the source of this 870-nucleotide messenger RNA. RefSeq lists its product as uncharacterized. The record is from RefSeq and is a predicted model, not a curated record. Lineage: Eukaryota; Fungi; Ascomycota; Sordariomycetes; Amphisphaeriales; Sporocadaceae. The transcript has a single exon. The coding region runs from base 1 to 870 and encodes 289 amino acids.
AUGCCAUUAAUCCGGGACGAGAACGGCCGGACCUUCGUGGAACAUGGCAAUGGGCAAAAGUCACACUACAUCUUGGAUGACUUUGCAGAUCCAUGGAAGGCUCACGAUACAAUUCUAAUCCAGCACGGUUUCUGCCGUACCGUGGAACACUGGUAUCAUUGGGUUCCGGCGUUGGCGCAGCACUUUCGGGUCAUCCGGCGAGAUCUGCGAGGACAUGGGCUCUCGAGUUACCCCACGGCUUCUUCUACACGCUAUGAUUACACGCUAGCGACUGUCGUUGGUGAGAUUGUCGAUACUCUGGACCAACUAGCCAUAGAAAAGGUGCAUUUCAUAGGGGAAUCAACAAGCGGCAUGCUCGGCGAAGCGCUGGCAGCUCUCCAUCCAGAGCGACUGCUAUCGCUGACAAUCUGCUCGUCGCCAACUUACCUUCCUCCACCGGCCUUGGAAACGUUUGCUUUUGGCUGCAGCGACUGGCCGACCGCUUGUCGCCAGUUGGGGUCUCGCGGCUGGGCCGAGGCGCUGCUCAGAACGCCUGGGACAAUGGCGUCGACGGAUGUCGCAUACACUUCGUGGUGGGUAGACCAGGUCGCGAUAUCGCACUCGGAGGGCCUUGCAGGCUACGCCGAGUUCUUGUCGAGCAUUGAUGCGCGACCGUUUCUACCAAAGAUCAGGGUGCCGAUGCUCAUACUUGCCCCCAAGAACAGCGCAGUGAUGAGCGUCGAAUCCAUGCUCCAGGUGGGUGAACAGGUGCGCGGGGCACAAGUACAGGUUAUUGAUGCGCCGGGCCAUGAGAUUUUCAUCACUGGAAGCACAAAAUGCCAGGAGCUGGUUCUUGAAUUCUACAGGUCUUUGCAAGUGAGACAACCAUGA